Bufo bufo (common toad) is the source of this 2271-nucleotide messenger RNA. RefSeq names its product carcinoembryonic antigen-related cell adhesion molecule 2-like. Lineage: Eukaryota; Metazoa; Chordata; Amphibia; Anura; Bufonidae. The record is from RefSeq and is a predicted model, not a curated record. The transcript is spliced from 9 exons. The coding region runs from base 258 to 1529 and encodes 423 amino acids.
UGUGCCCCCCUGACGGUGGCAGGCUCGGCCCCGGCUGUAUGUCUGAUCCCCCUGCUCUUCCCUAUAGCACCUCCCUGGUAUUGGACUGCCCCAUGCAGCCAGCCAUGUGACAGAGCCAGCAGAGGAGGAGAAGCAGAGACGUGUGGGAGGAAGGAUCUCUACAGAGAUGUGAGGAAACCGUCCUCCAUACUCAGCAGGAGAGCAGCAUGCCAGGAUCGGACUGAUCGCCCACGGCCUGCCGCUCUGCACAUCACACCAUGCAUCCCCAGAGCCAUCGCUCCUGUCCCUGUGUGCUGCUGGCAGUUCUCCUCGGCCUCGUGGUGGAUGUGACCCGUGGAUCAUGGAGUAUACAGCCCAUCCCCCAGUACCCGGCUAUCCGUGGAUCUGUCACCCUCAGUCCUACUGGUAUUAACGAGAAAGUUACAAGUGUCGUCUGGUUUAAAGGGACGGACACAAACCCGCCAAGUCAGAUCCUGACAUAUAUAGCGGCUGGUUCCUAUACAAUCUCUGGCGCUCUACACAGUCCCAGGUUCUCGGCUUUCAGUAAUGGAUCAUUACACAUCACAGAUCUUCUCCUCACAGACCAGGGGGAAUAUACAGUGAAAGUACAGGCAGAGAAAACAUCAAUGGACCUACGUGUGACCCUGACCGUCCACGAGCCGGUCACUAAACCUAAAAUCACCGCGUCCACCCCCCAACCCAAGGAAAAUGAGCCGCUCACCCUGACCUGUGUCACCUCACAUGCUGUGACCAUCACAUGGACCAGGCGUGGUACCAGCAUCUCCUCUGGAGCCAAACUGUCAGGAGAUAACAAGACGCUCACCUUCUCCAGCAUUACACGAGGAGACUCGGGAGAAUACCAGUGUGGAGCUCAGAACCUCGUCAGUAAGGACGUCAGUGACCCCCACGCGGUCUCCGUGCUCUAUGGCCCCAGUGAGGCUCGGAUAGAAGGCGAAGUAUUCGUAAGGCCCGGUUCUUCCAUCACAUUAACGUGUUCUGCUGAUUCUUAUCCACCUCCGGAAUUCCAAUGGAAAGUCAAUGACACGGACACAGGGGCAAAGACCAGCAAAUAUGGAGUUAGUAACGCGGAGACUCAGGACCAAGGGCUGUACACGUGUGUGGUGAGGAACCCCGCGACCCUCCGCAUGGCUACCACCGCUGUGUACGUCAAUGUGACUGCAGAAUUUGUACCACCUGGUGCGGAUUUACCGAUGAUCAUCGGCGUUGCAGUGGCCACCGUGCUACUUCUGAUUCUUAUUGCAGCGGUGACUUAUCUCUUCAUCAUACACAAACGGCGCAAAAGCUCAAGUGACACGAGUUCAAUGAUGAAAGGCUCCUCCCGGAACGGUCAGGCUGACAAUGCAACACAAGCCAUGGAAGAGCAUGAGCUCCAGUACGCCGCCAUUCAGUUCUCCAACAGCACACCAAGAAAGACUCAGAAGCCGGAGACAAUUUAUGAAAACCGGAGACCCCAGCCGCCGGCGCCACCCUCGGACAAUGUCGUGUACUCUGACCUGAAGUUACGCUGAGGCGUGCACCAGGAUCAUCCGUCCUCUGCUCAGGAUGUGAGCUCUGCCCCAACGCCUGCGCUGACCUCGGCACUGACACAAUGUGAACGCCCCAGUGUAGCUUUAGUCUGUACUUUCUGCCUGUCUGGUGCUGCCCCCUGGUGUCUAGCUGGAGAAUGGCAGCUACGUUCCUAAUCCGUUUAAAGGAACUUUCUGACUUUACUGAUGUUUUAUUGACCUCUCAGUCUGGAACUUACCUCCUAUGUCUCUUACUGCUCUAGUGGAGGUAGGUACAAGCUGCCUGCAAUGAACCAAGAGGAACUGGCCCUAAACGGAACGCAGCAGAAACUCAUCCCAACUGUGAAUUUUAUUUUUUUACCUUAAAGUGUUUGUACUGUGCUCGUCCAUGACUGCAGGAUAUUUGAUAUGUGCGGCAUCUAGAAGGAUCCAUGUAAUAUAUCUGUCAUCUAGAACAUUCCAUAGAUAUACAGUACUCUGCUCGUCCAUGACUGCAGGAUAUGUAUUUAUAUUCCUCAUCUAGAACGGAUCUAGAUAUUUCCAUGUUUACCACACCCAGCAGUCAUGUCCAUUGGCCCAGCUAUAGGGCCCGAGGCUCUUCUGCUACAUAAGAAGACACCAGUGCUAUAAAUUGCACAUGGAGGGGCCCGGGAGCUCCAGGUAACUUCUCCUAAUUUGACUUUAAUGCUUUUUCUGUAGAUUAUUUAUAUUAUAUUAUUAAAUUUCACCAGGCCGCCCUCCACUA